CAUCACUUCUCGGCCUAUAAAGUCACAAGGCUACGAGUAUCUGAUAGUUCCGCAGUCGGCUUGAACCCGAAUAAUCAGUCUACCUGCCGCCGCAGAGCUCGAGUAGUACAUCCUGGGAGCGCAUCGCUCGGUAGGGGAAUGUCAACUCUGCCGACAGGUCUACAGGUAUUUCCUGGUCAACCCGUUUCAAAUGGACAGGCUUUACCUGGCUUUCGAAGGUUACUGGUCGAUGGGGUUCGCUACUUGAUCUAUGCUACGACCUCGGGUAUCGUCUUCUACACCGCUGCCUUGGAAUACGUCUCAACAUUCCCGUUUCCCUCGGAAUCUACCUACGGAGCGAGCAAUAACGGUGAUCAUCGGGAACAGGGAGAAAGCUAUCUCGGCUUCGAUGUCGAUCAACAUGGAAGUAUCUUGCUUUGGAGGAACCGAAAUGUCUGGAUCAUCCGAUCAGACACGGCAACAACUGCCAGCGAUACGAAAGUAGGAGCCGGAAUCCCUCUGAAGUGGAAGCUGCACAGUGAGAUCCGGUCGCAGCAUCCUAUACGUAAAGCCCAGCUCGUCCAAAAUACGAUCCUGUUGCAACUCGACCGUCCGAGCAUCUCGGUCGAGGUGUGGAAGCUGAAACCGAGUCUGAGUUUCCCGGUGUGGGAGCGCAAGACGAUAAUAGGGCUACAUGCGCCUCUCGUAUCGCUGGUCCUGUCGCCAUGUCAAACUCAUAUCGCUUAUUGUCAACAAGGCGAGCCAAUAGCACAUAUACAGCCUUUGAAUCCGCAAGGACAGCUGGCGGGCAGGUUGCAGACGCUGCGGCAUCCUGGAAAGGACGGCCUCAGAGGACUCUGUUGGCGAGGUCAGGACGUCUCGUGGAAUGCUCAAGGUGCUGAUAUCAUCGACGACAGUCAACCAGCACUUUUCACGUUCGAUGCUCGGAACACGCUGAGAUUAUACACGCCGAUCGUCGAUGCCCCGAGCUACUUCCAAAUGGUAUUCGCUCACCGCCUUUCAGCUCUGGACGUACCGAACGGCCUGGACAUCAGAAAACAGGGCGAGGAGAUCAAACCUUCGGGAUUCAAUCGGGAUCGCGCUUACAACCCCUACACGAUCUCAUCGUCCGGAAGUGGAGACGAGAUAUACUGGGUGGAUCGCUCGCACAACAUAAGAAGCGUACGUUUCGAGGGUUUUGAGGCGAAGCCGCCUUCGGUCCUGCGGAUAGGAGCCGAGAAGGUGUGGAAAUUGGCCCAAUCUUCUAGCGAUACGGUCGACGCAUCCCUAGCGACACAGGUGGUCGCGGUGGAUCUAGAUUCUACCCAUGUUCUCGUCUCGGAGACAGACGCUAUGAACAACUUAACACACCUGAAGCGGGUUGAUCUGGAACUGGGAGGAUGCCGCGCCUCGAAGCGCAUCUUUUUGGGGCUUGGUCACGAACAGAAGGGGAUAUGGCGAGAAGACCGGCUCGGAAAGGUCCUUACGGUCACUGGUCAGGGUGUUUGCGGAAUCUGGGAUGCCAAGGCAGGCUCAUCGUUGCAGUUAAAGGCGACUCUGAACCUGCUUGCCGAAACGGAGACAAUAGACGCUUUAUGCUUGCUGGAGCAUGAAGGACCGCUCGUCUACUCUUCUGACACUCAACUUCGGGCAGUGAACCUCCAAACAGGCGGUCUUGUGUGGGAAUUGGACAUCUCGGAAGGAUGCGGAGUCAAGAAGUUGCUCAACAUCAGAAGGUUGGAAGACAGGAGUCUGCUUCUGACGGCACAACAAGGCAUAGCCAUGCGAGCCAUAUUCGGCGAUACGAUCACUGCAAUACCUCAAGUCGAGAUGUUCGAUCCGCGACCAACGUUAUCGGGUGUGUACAGGCCCGUCUCGGACAAGGAGGAAUGUCGCAUCGUGCAACCAGCUGGACCUCUGGUUAUCGGCGAACAAGGACGCGACGAUAUUCUCGUGGCAACGAAUGACGGACGAUUGUUAUGGACCCACAUUGCUCAGACCGACAUCGUCAUAGCGCGCAGUCUGCGAAUAGCAUCGGAAAACAUGGAUCUUCUGGCUGUUGCUGGGCGGCGCAAAGCUGCUUGUGUCAGUGACGGUGAAUUGCUCAUUUGGGACGUCGAGGAUGCCAUGUAUGCGAAUGCAGCGGAACACGUCGAGACAUUGCCAGGGGAGAUACUUGCGCUGUCAUGGUCCUCCUAUGAUGAGAAUCUGCUACUGGCCGUGGGUACCCCUCAAAACGUCAGGGUGCUAUUUCAAGGCCGGACGGAUUCGGACCAGCUCAAUACUGCAUGGUCUACGCUCUUCAUGAUCGAUGUCACCUGCAUCUCCCCAUACCCGCUGUCCGGAUUCACGUUCAUGCCCGGGGGUCAAUUGGUCCUUUGCACCGGGACGCAAGUUUCGACAUUGGACCUUACAAGGGCCGAUCUGGAAAGACUGCGACGAGGGCGCACAUGUCUUCCCGACUUCCAUCGCUUCCAUCUGGAGCAGUGUAUUGUGUGGAAUCGCGAAGCGGAAUUGCAGGAUAUUCUCGCUCGGCUAAAUUCCGCGCUCGAUGGCAAGCAGGAGUACCAAGCGUUGUCUCCCGAGAGCUUCUGGAACGAGGGAGAGAAGGUUGCAUUGAUCCAGCCUCGAGAGGAUAGAGGCGAUAUGCUGAAUUCAUCUAGACAAAACAAGAGCAACUUCACCGAGCAAGACGCACUGCUGACCGGAAGGGAAGACCGAUACCCCCUGCUGAACAACCAGUCUCUCAGUCCCCUUGGUUGGUCCCGCAAGCAAAUUCGGGGCAUCGAACGUAUGUGUGCGGUGGUCAAGGUGCUUGACAAGGAAGAAAUCCGUAUCGACAGCUUUGGCAAGAAGUAUCUUUCUGCACUAUACAUGCGUGCAUCGGGUCCUUCACGCCCAUCGGUUCCGUUCCGCUAUGUAGUAUGGGCGGUGCAUAGCCGGAGACAAGCAGACCUACUUCGGGCCAGUACACAAUACUGGGAACAAGAUCGGUUGACGUGGACCGAAGCGAAGCGUAUGGGGACUCCGUUCUGGCUAAGCGACAUUGAAACCCUGCGUGGGCAUGCGGACCAGAUCGCCCGGAACGAGUUUCUGUCUUCGGAGCGAGACCCGAUUUCUUGUUCACUACUGUACUUUGCGCUCGACAAAAAGGCCACUGUGUACGGUCUAUGGAGACAAGCAUAUGGGCACAAGGAACAGCAGUCCAUGCUCAAGUUUCUCUCGAACGACUUUACUCAGGAGAGAUGGAAGGGCGCUGCUCUCAAGAACGCUUAUGCGCUCCUCAGCAAACAACGUUAUCAAUACGCCGCAGCCUUCUUCAUGUUAGCAGGGCAACCUAGAGACGCCAUUCGUAUCUGCCUUCGCCAAAUGAAUGACCUCGAAAUGGCCAUCAUGCUCGCCCGGAUAGCAGAUUACCGGACAGAGCACCCCGGAGACUAUGCACCAACUCUGCUCGAGCUGGACAAGCAAGACGAACCGCGACCCGUCCCAGUUUGCGGGGAAAUGUUACGAGAGGUCAUCGAGACUACGGUCUUGCCAGACGCACGAAAAGUCGGCGAUCGAUGGUUGAGUCACUGGGCCUUGUGGAACUUGGGUCAAAGGAGCUUGGCGAUCCGGCAUCUGACCUUGCCUCUGCGCGACGUCGGCAUGGAGCCUGAAGAUGCGGACAACCGGAUUCGGGGCGUUUUGAGCGGAUCUGCCGACUGGAUGUCGUUGUAUUACGAUCUCCGUCGGCGGUAUUUUGAAUCUGGAAAUAGCGCGUCGGACAGCAAGUCUAUGGGAGAGACGGAUACAUGGCUCACGCGAGCAGAAGAAUGGGACAUGGUACGGCAUAGAUCGCAGCGACUUUGGGCGAUGGGCUUCUGGAGCUUGUCAUUGGCCAUCAUAAGAGACUGGAAGUUCGUCGCAAUUGCUCAGCCUAAACAGCACCGCCAGACCAAAGACCAAGGCGACACGCCAGAGAUUGAGCGAGUCACGGCGGCGAGUACGGAAGACGCUUCGAGCCAGACACUUAGUACGGCAGGAAAACCGGCAGAGAAUGAUGAAGGUUCGAAGGAUUCGCCCAAGAUAGCGCCUGCUAAGCUUUCUCUGUUCAAGGAGAACGCAGUCGUUGUGGAUUCGAAAGAGAGCCAGGGCGCGAUGGAGUUUGACAUGUCAUCGUUCUUCUGAAACAGCACUUUCGAACGACUGUCUAUCAAAUAAAUGAUGCUUGCGCGCGCGUUUGACAGAUGGCCGAUGACGUGUCUGUUCGAGCUGAAGCGAUUACGAAGCGGGCGACCUCGUUUCCCCCGUGGUUCACAUUCAUCAUCAGAGUUGCAG
Filobasidium floriforme is the source of this 4299-nucleotide messenger RNA. Its product is annotated as RAVE protein 1 C terminal-domain-containing protein. Gene Ontology annotation, cellular component: RAVE complex. Lineage: Eukaryota; Fungi; Basidiomycota; Tremellomycetes; Filobasidiales; Filobasidiaceae. Gene Ontology annotation, biological process: vacuolar acidification. Gene Ontology annotation, molecular function: protein binding. The transcript is spliced from 13 exons. The coding region runs from base 139 to 4149 and encodes 1336 amino acids. The record is from RefSeq and is a predicted model, not a curated record.